GCCAUGCGAGACACAAUCAGAAAUCUUCAAGCCCAAUGUGAUGAAAACCUGAGAGAGAAGGAUCGUAGUGAAAUACAACUAGAGGACGUCAAGAGACAAAUUGCAGAUUUACAACAAAGAAAUCUAGAGGGUAGAGAGACAUUAUCUAGAGUUCGUGAGGGAGCUCGCAAUGAAGAAACACGAAUUACAGAGACUGAGCUAACUAGACUCGGGAGAACACAGGAGAAAUACAUUCAGUUAGAAUCCAGAGUCAAGGAUCUGGAACAAGAAAUAGUUGAGAGGACCACUGAAAAGAACCAGUUAUCCGAGGCCUUGAAUAUGUCUUAUGUAGAGCUACAGAAUCUAAGAGCACAGAUAACACAGGAUGGUGUCUUAAGGAUGGAGCAAAUCCAUGAUUUAGAAUCUGAAUUAGAGGCAGUCAGGGAGCAACUACGUGCAACGACAAAGGAAUUAAAGAAGGAAAAACGUACUGCAGCCAGUCAAAUACAAGAACUUCAGACCUUAUCACAGGACCACUGUCAACGGGCAAAUAGACUGACUGAAGAACUAAAUAAUCUACACACUCAAUACAUAGCACUACAAAGAGAGUUAAGAAUCAAA
Messenger RNA from Owenia fusiformis, 600 nucleotides. NCBI's taxonomy places the organism in Eukaryota, Metazoa, Annelida, Polychaeta, Sabellida, Oweniidae. The record is from the annotation of a GenBank genome assembly.